GUGGUACUGUGUCUUAUUCACCGCCAGUCUGAACACUUCCCUGUGUGUCACAGUAUUCUGCUUUACAAGUGGAGUGAAAGACGUUAAAACUAAAAAAAAACUAAGUGGCACAGGGCGUUGUGUUCGUACACGAAGCUCAACAGAUUCGGUUCCAUGGAUGAAGAACUGCAGCCAGUUCUCAAGUACUACCAAGGUUCAUCAAUAGAAUCUGGGCUUGUGGCAGAUGCUGAUGGUUUCCACCUAAACAAUAAGAAUCUCACUAUAUUCAGUGGUGCACUUCAUUAUUUCAGAGUGCAUCCUUCCUACUGGGAAGAUCGCAUAGCCAAGAUUAGUGCUUUGGGACUUGUUGCGGUUGAGACAUAUGUACCAUGGAACUUACAUGAGCCUGAGGAAGGUGUUUACGACUUUGGAGAUGGAGACCGAGAAUUCUCUGCCUUUUUGAACCUAGAUUUAUUCAUCCAAAAGGUGUACGAAGCUAAUCUUCUAAUGUUGAUAAGGCCUGGACCUUACAUUUGUGCAGAGUGGGAAUUUGGUGGCUUACCAAGCUGGCUGCUCAGAACAUCUGGUAUCAAAGUACGAACUUCUGAUGAAAAAUACACUUCAAAAGUAAAAGCAUACUAUGAUAAACUACUGCCAAUUAUAGCAAAAUGGCAGUUUAUAAAAGGUGGACCUAUCAUUGCAGUUCAGUUGGAGAAUGAGUAUGGCUCAACUGGUGUCGUUGACAAAGAGUACCUGACAUUUUUACGUGAUCUGUACCUCAGUCAUGGAAUUGAAGGAUUAUUUUACACAUCUGAUUCUCCUCUUAGCAGUGGUGAUCGUGGAUCUUUGGAAGGAGCUUUACAGACUGCAAACUUCCAAGUCAAUCCAGAGGAUCAGCUCAACAGGCUAAAGGAAUUACAACCAGAUAAACCAGCAAUGGUCAUGGAAUAUUGGUCAGGAUGGUUUGAUCACUGGAUGGAGAGCAGUCACUCAACUACAUCGGUUGAAAGUUUCCGUGAUGUCUUGGAGAGGAUAAUAACAUUUCCGGCAUCUUUUAACCUCUACAUGUUUCAUGGAGGCACAAGCUUUGGAUUCAUGAAUGGAGCAAACAUUGCAGAUACAUUCCCAACUUAUACUCCAGAUGUUACUAGCUAUGAUUAUGAUGCACCACUUUCAGAGGCAGGAGAUUACACAGAAAAGUACACAGCAGUAAAAGAGCUUUUGGAGCAAUACGCUCCCAGACAAUUCCUCAAGGCAGAUGCUCCAAAAGAGAGUGAUAAAGUGGCCUACGCUGAUGUUCCUCUUCUUGGACAGCUGACUUUAGAUGAAAUUGUUGCACAAGUGGAUGCAGGAGACUGGGUUAAUUCAACGGAGAUUCUGCCAAUGGAAUAUCUUGAUAUCAACAAUGGCAAUGGCCAAAGUUAUGGGUUUGUGCUUUAUCGAAAGACUGGCGUAACAAUUGGAGAAAGCUCGGUCUUACAAAUUAUUGGACGUGUCCGAGAUCUUGCUAUAGUGCUUAUAGAUGGAGAAAGCAAAACUGACCCUCUUACCUCAGUUAUACAGUUAGAGGGAUUUGGUUUCUGGGAACAGAGUAAUGCCAGCACAACACUGAAUGCAGAUGGCAGUGUGCCACACACACUGGAUAUACUGGUUGAGAACUGGGGACGAAACAAUUUUGGAAGUCUUCUCAAUGACAAGGAUUUUGAUCAGCGGAAAGGAAUUGUGUCAGGACCUGUACUGGUUAAUGGGACAGCUCUUUCAGACUGGCAAAUAUUUGCUCUUCAAUUCAAGAAGAAAUGGUUACAGAGACUGACUGGAUGGCAACCAAUAAGUGAAGAAUCAGUUCGUGGACCUGUACUUAUUCGUGCCACCUUCAAUGUUGAUUCUACACCACAAGACACUUUCAUUGAUAUGAGUGCCUGGGGGAAAGGAUCAGUCUUCCUGAAUGGCUUCCCUCUUGGCCGCUACUUCAAUCUUGGCCCCCAGAGAACGUUAUAUGUGCCUGCUCCAUUGCUUAUCCAGGGGGAAAAUGAGAUACUCAUAUUUGAACUUUAUACAUCAGCUUCAAAAGUUGUCUUCAGUGAUGUGCCCAUUCUGGGAUGAAACAGAACCAGACAAUAAGGUUAUUGUAUAACAGGCAGAAUAAUUUUCUAAUCUUUGUAACUGCAAGGGAAACUUUUUCUGUUAAUAAGCGUCAACAGAAAUUACAUUACGAAGUUCAAAUUUUUGUCACAGUUAUUAUGGUAUAACAUGACAUUAUAAUUAUUGUGAAAUGUGAUUUAUUUUUCCCUAAACUUAGAAUUUUUAAAUAAUUUUAUUUGCUACACACGGGACAUGACAAGUUUUAAUGAAAAAGAAUGAAAUGUUUUAUA
Schistocerca serialis cubense is the source of this 2351-nucleotide messenger RNA. RefSeq names its product beta-galactosidase-1-like protein 2. The transcript is spliced from 12 exons. The record is from RefSeq and is a predicted model, not a curated record. Gene Ontology annotation, cellular component: vacuole. The coding region runs from base 154 to 2082 and encodes 642 amino acids. Gene Ontology annotation, molecular function: beta-galactosidase activity. NCBI's taxonomy places the organism in Eukaryota, Metazoa, Arthropoda, Insecta, Orthoptera, Acrididae. Gene Ontology annotation, biological process: carbohydrate metabolic process.